Messenger RNA from Malania oleifera, 6350 nucleotides. RefSeq lists its product as uncharacterized. The record is from RefSeq and is a predicted model, not a curated record. The coding region runs from base 299 to 5830 and encodes 1843 amino acids. The transcript has 11 exons. Gene Ontology annotation, biological process: CAAX-box protein processing. Lineage: Eukaryota; Viridiplantae; Streptophyta; Magnoliopsida; Santalales; Ximeniaceae. Gene Ontology annotation, molecular function: metalloendopeptidase activity; short-chain carboxylesterase activity; monoacylglycerol lipase activity. Gene Ontology annotation, cellular component: membrane.
AACGGUGCUCAGUGGCUUGGCGUUGGGCCGUUGGUUGGCGCCGUCUCUUUCGUCCUCUUUCAAAUUCCUCUCCUUCUGCUUCUGGAGCUUUCUCCAUCUCUCGUCGUUUCGGAUUAUAUAUAAAUAUAUAUAUAUAUAUAUAUAUAUAUAUAUAUAUAUCCAUUUUCAUACGCAUCCAUGAUCAGACAAAUUCACCCUCAGCCUCUUAUCUCAUGAUUCUCAUCGUCAUCUACUUCUCCAUUUACAUUUUUCUCAGGGAAUCAAAGCCAAUCGCCAUUACUGCAUUGUUAUCCCCAACAUGAGCGUCCGAUUGAAUUUCUAUGCCAGCUCCCACCGUCGUCUCCAAUCUCCCUUCGUUCCCUCUAACAAUCCCUUCUCCUUGACCACUCGGACUUCCCAUGUCCGCGAGUUCCGCGUCUGGAGGCGUCGGCGACUGAAGCUACAAAAUCUCACUCGAACCCACCUUGUUGUUUGCAGCCAGUUGGGGCCAAUAUUUGAUGAUUUCUUCCAUAAUUUGAUUUCCCAGUCCCCCUCUGUGAACUCGCUUGAUUUGAUUGCUCCGGCGCUAGGCUUUGCCUCUGGUGUCGCCCUCUACCUCUCUCGCUUCAAGUCCCAUCGGAAUUCCGCCGUCUGUGACGUCGGAGAGUGGAUUCUGUUCACGAGCCCCACCCCCUUCAACCGAUUCGUGCUGCUGCGCUGCCCCUCCAUAUCGUUCGGCGGGGGCGAGUUGUUGGAGGACGUGAGCGAGAAGCUGGUGAAUGAGGAUCAACAUUUUGUGAGGCUCGACAGCGGCAGGAUUCAAGCAAGAGGCCCUUCCGAUGGGAGAGAUGGCGCAAUGGAAGAGAAGCUUGCUUAUCAGAGAGAGUGUGUGAGGACGGAUGAUGGAGGAGUGAUAUCUUUGGACUGGCCAGCCAAUUUGGAUUUUAAGGAGGAGCAUGGAUUGGAUACCACUAUGUUGCUCAUUCCCGGAACGGCUCAAGGGAGUAUGGAUGAGAAAGUGAGGUUGUUCGUCUGUGAAUCGCUAAAGCGUGGUUGUUUUCCCAUUGUCAUGAACCCUAGAGGCUGUGCCCGUUCACCGCUGACAACAGCAAGGUUAUUUACAGCUGCUGACAGCGAUGAUAUCUGCACAGCUAUACAGUUCAUCAAUAGAGAAAGGCCGUGGACGACAUUGAUGAGUGUUGGAUGGGGAUAUGGUGCGAACAUGUUGACAAAAUACUUGGCAGAAGUUGGAGAGCAAACACCACUUACAGCUGCCACAUGCAUAGACAACCCUUUUGACUUAGAGGAGGCGGCAAGGUCCUCUGCUUACCACGUUGCUGUUGAUCAGAAGCUUACAGGUGGACUGAUAGAUAUUCUACGAUCUAACAAGGAAAUAUUUCAAGGCAGAGCAAAAGGGUUUGAUGUCAAAAAGGCUUUAUUGGCAAAAUCUGUUCGUGAUUUUGAAAAAGCUAUAUCUAUGGUAUCUUAUGGAUUUGAUUCUAUAGAAGACUUCUAUUCAACAUCUAGCACGUGGGGUGUCAUUGGGAAUGUGAAGAUUCCUGUCCUUUUUAUACAGAAUGAUGAUGGGACAGUGCCACUAUUUUCUAUUCCACGCAGUUCUAUAGCUGAAAAUCCAUAUACAAGUCUGCUGUUGUGCUCAUGUUUGCCGUCUCAAGAUGUUGUAAAUGACAAAUCUGCUAUAUCUUGGUGCCAGAAUGUCACCAUUGAGUGGCUAACAGCUGUAGAGCUUGGACUUUUGAAGGGUUGUCAUCCUCUUCUGAAAGAUAUAGAUGUUACAGUCAAUCCUUCAAGAGGUUUAGCUCUUGUGGAAGGCAGAAAAUCUAAUAAAGGUGAUAGAGUUAACAAGCUUUUGGAUCUUACAAAAUCAAAUGCAAUGAAUGGAUAUUCUGUGGAUCCUAUACCUAAUAUGCUUGACAAAAGUAAGACUAUUGCUGAAACAAAUUUAAGGUCUGGGCAAGAUAUGCCUAGAGAAUUGAGACUUGAAAAUAAGGGACUGCAACAAGCAGAUAAUGGUGUGUUACAUCAGUUAACUAGCUCUGUUGAAACUGAAUCUGUCCAAGAGGAUGGAAUUGGUCUGUCAGAUGGUGAAAGAGGCCAAGUACUGCAGACAGCGCAGGUGGUUAUGAAUAUGCUUGAUGUAACCAUGCCUGGUACUCUUACAGAAGAACAAAAAAAGAAGGUCCUGACUGCUGUGGAUCAAGGGGACACGGUCAUGAAAGCUUUGCAAGAUGCAGUGCCUGAGGAUGUCCGAGAAAAGCUUACAACAGCUGUUUCUGGAAUUUUAGGUCAGGGCACAAAUUUAAAAAAUCUUGAUGUAUUUCUUAGUGUUGGUGGGCUUCCCAAUAUGUCAUCAGCAUUAAAGUCAAAGAUUCAGGAAAAUGUCAGUGGACUAUCUGGUGCAGAAGUAAAUUCUCAUUCCUCAGAUCAAAGGAACCUGAAAGAUGAUCUUGCUGAAGUUGGUAGACAGUCGGGUGGAGAAUUGAAUUCUUAUCCCUCAGACCAAGGGAAAUUGAAAGAUGAUCUGGGGGAUGGCUUUGAUGACAAUCCGCCUGGUGUGAGCAAGCCUGCUGAGGGACCGGAGUGUCUGCCUUCUGAGAAAUUGCAAAAUUCUGUCAAUCAGGGGCAAUCUCAAUCUACAGAUACUUAUGGAGUUGAUAUUUCUUCAGUUAGGAAAGGAACUGAUGACUCGGGAAAUAAUCAUGAAAAUGAAGAGUUAUCCACGGCAAAAGAGUCUCAAUAUUCUGACUAUGAGGAAAAUGGGUCAGAAACAGGUGCAAAGCCUCCCUUUCCUAGUUCAUCAGAAAAGACUGGCGUCAGUGAAGCUACAGUCACUAAUCAGUGCAAAGGGAAUUCAGAUAAUGUAAAUACUCAAUCAGAUAUAAAAGAGGAGAAUAUUACCCAGAGAAAUGCAGAAAAAUCAACUGAUUCUUCUAGUGAUCAAAAUAAGACAAAUAAAUCAUCCAGGGCAGAAGAGGCACAUUCAUCUCAGGUAUCUGUGUCUGAUUCCCAGCCAAUGGAAAUGGAUGUUAAUGAUAAUCAGAAGAAGGAAGACAGAAAUAUGCCGCAGCCCAUUCCUGACAAUAAGCACUCUUUGUCUGAUUCUAGUCCGCCAACAUUCAGUGUCUCUGAAGCAUUAGAUGCCUUGACAGGGAUGGAUGAUUCAACCCAGGUGGCUGUUAACAGUGUUUUCGGUGUAAUAGAGGAAAUGAUUUCGCACAUUGAGGAAAGAGAUGGUGACAAUGGAGUAAAAAAUAUGAAUGAGGUCAAGGAUGAUAAAUCUGGUUCUGUAGCUGAGAAGUUUGAUAUCAUUUACAACCAGAAGUUGCAAAGGAAAGAAGACAACAGGAAUGAACUAAGCUUGCAGUCUGAUAUGUUUCAUGAUCCUUCUGCAUAUAGUGGCCCUGAGGAUUGUAUAGAUCCACAGCAUGAUAUGAGAACCAGAUUGGUCGAGGAUAAACUUAAGCAAAAUUCAAAUUGGUUGAAUGGGAAUGACAUUGAUUGUUUUGAGGAUCACAACAAAGCAAGUCCUGUGGGUAUGGGGGAAAACAAAAGGGAGGAACAUAUGGUUGAUGGCGAACCAACACCAGAAAAUUUGGGUGAACAUGUAAGUGACAUUCCAUUGGGUUUAACCAAAAAUCCAUUUGGGAAUUCUAUUUACAAUGAAUUUCUCCAAAAUCAUCUUCUUUCAAAGAUGCUGAACACAAAACCACUUGAUCUAGAUACAACUGCAGCCCUAUUUCUCGACUAUUUUCCAGAAGAGGGUCAAUGGAAGCUCUUGGAACAGCCGGGAAGCACUGGAAACUCAAUUGGAGACAUUACAACUCAUAGGGGCAUUGAUAGAAAGGUUCAGGCCCAUUCGCCUGCAAAAUCAAAUAACAAAGAUAAUGUUAUCGAACCAUUGUAUGUAAUUUUAGAUACUGAAGAAGAACAGGAACCAAUUCGGGAGUAUGAGACAGUUAGCCAAAUGAAUGGAUCAGUGGGAAUUGGUGAUAAUAGAUCAGAGGAGUCGAUAUGUUUUGUUAAGAAUAUUAUAUUGGACUCGUUGAGGGUCGAAGUUGGUCGUAGGCUAAGUGCAGACAACUUGAAAGAAUUGGAUUCCAAUCUCGCUAGAGAUCUGGAACAAGUUGCAAAUGCAGUGUCUCUGGCUGUAAUGCAUAACAAUGAUGGUACUUGGUCUUUGGAAGGUAAAGGCGAUGGUGCUGGCUGUAUUUUAAAAGACGCUGCUACUCUUAAUGGGGAGCAUAUUAUAAAGGCAAUUUCAUUUUCUGUUCAGGACACCAUGUGCUUGAGAAGGGUACUGCCUGUUGGUGUCAUUGUUGGGUCUAGCUUAGCUGCUUUGAGAAAUAAUUUCAAUGUAGCUACAGUGCAUGAUAACAGCCAAAGUGAAGCUGUGACCUUUGAUAAAGCCGACAAUUAUGUGACAAAAAUUCUUGAUCAUGUUGGUGAAAAAGAAGUUGAUCAGGCGCCUGUUGACACAACUGAUAAAAUAUCUGGUUUAAGCAGUUCAACAAACAGAGACAAGGAGAAAGCUGGAUUAAAUAGUCUAAAUGACACUGUUAUGGUAGGUGCUGUUACUGCUGCCCUGGGGGCGUCUGCUUUACUGGCGCAUCAACAGGAUUUGUACAAAGGAAAUGAAACUUGUGAGAAUUCAUCCAAGCCCUUCAAUGAGAGAGGAAAUCAUCAGAAGGAUCUUGACAAGCUAGAGGAGGUAAUGUCCGAAAGAAGCGAGAAUAAUAUAGUCACAAGCCUAGCUGAGAAAGCCAUGUCAGUUGCUGGUCCUGUGGUGCCAACAAAGGAAGAUGGUGAAGUGGACCAAGAAAGGCUAGUAGCAAUGUUAGCAGAUUUGGGCCAAAAGGGUGGCACUUUAAAGCUAGUUGGUAAACUUGCUUUGCUUUGGGGAGGCUUACGUGGAGCUAUGAGUUUGACAGAUAGGCUUAUCCUGUUUCUGCGUAUUGCUGAACGUCCCUUGUACCAGAGAAUUCUUGGGUUUGUGUGCAUGGUGCUUAUUUUAUGGUCUCCGGUGGUUGUUCCAUUGCUUCCAACACUUGUUCAGAGCUGGACAACACAUAAUUCCUCCAGAUUUGCUCAAUUUGCUUGUGUUGUUGGUCUGUACAUUGCUGUUAUGAUACUUGUUACUUUAUGGGGAAAACGAAUUCGAGGGUAUGGAAAUCCAUUGGAGCAAUAUGGGCUGGAUUUGACAUCCUCACCAAAGGUGCAAACUUUUCUGAAGGGUUUGAUUGGAGGAGUUGUGCUUGUCUUAUCAAUACAUUCUGUAAAUGUGUUACUUGGUUUUGUUAGUUUAUCUUGGCCUUCAAGUCUUCCUUCUUCUUUUGAUGCUAUGACAUGGGUCAAGGUGUCUGGGCGACUGCUUAUGUGGACUGCUCAAGGUAUUGUAACUGCAACAGCUGUUGCACUGGUGGAAGAAUUGCUUUUUAGGUCAUGGUUGCCUCAGGAAAUUGCCGUAGAACUUGGAUAUCAUCGUGGAAUUAUUAUUUCCGGACUUGCUUUUUCUUUAUUUCAGAGGUCUCCACAGGCAAUUCCAGGGCUGUGGCUUCUUUCUCUGGGCCUGGCAGGGACUCGAGAAAGAAACCAAGGCAGUCUCUCCAUCCCAAUUGGGUUGCGUACAGGGAUGCUGGCCUCAAGUUUUGUUUUACAAAGAGGCGGCUUCAUAAUUUACUCGCUCAAUUUCCCUGCGUGGUUAGCUGGAAGCUGCCCAUUCCAACCGUUUAGUGGAGUUGUUGGUCUUGCCUUCUGUUUGUUACUGGCAAUAGCUCUAUAUCCAAGGCAGCCUCUCCAGAAGAAGAAAAUUAUGAGGACAAUUCGAGAAUAAGCAAGGAAUACACAUUAUUCAGUCGCCAAGGCUGGAUACAGAAGACUGCUCUGUUGAUGUUGCUAUUUGUGCAGUGAAAGAUAAUUGGAUUGGAUAGUAAUUAAGAUUGGAUCAGGAAAAGUGCUAUGUUGAUGGUGCUUUUGGUUUUUUAGUGAGACUGAACUGGACUGGCUUGAUUGUGCGUGUUAGCGUCCAGUUGAUGUGCCUUGUACAAGUUUAUUCGACUAUGGUAGGAAUGGAAGAACGGUGGGUGGAGAAGACGAAAGGGUGGGAUUUUGUUUCCUUGUUUUUUUCUUUUUCAAUUUUUGAGAGAGAGUGAAAGCUUAAAGAGCUGCCUCCUGAAUGUUUUUUUCUGAUGUGUUAGUGUAUAGCUAGUAGAUGCCAAAAAGUGUGAGAAAUAGAAGAGGAAGUUUUGUUGAAGUAGAGAAAUGAUUGUACAAGACUUGCUAUUUAUUGCAUUUAGUAUGCGGCUCUUUAUUUACUUUGCUAUUUGAAUAUUCAAUGUGGCAUCAUUUGUUCC